This is a messenger RNA of Leptosia nina, 7245 nucleotides long. NCBI's taxonomy places the organism in Eukaryota, Metazoa, Arthropoda, Insecta, Lepidoptera, Pieridae. The record is from the annotation of a GenBank genome assembly.
AUGUGCAGCGAAGGGUGCAGUCGUUGGUUAGAAGGAUUGGAUUUUUCUUGUCAGACGGCUUGUAAUGUUACUUCUGAGGGUGCGCUAUCUCGGGAAUUAUAUUGUGUGAUGGGAUGUAAUGAAGCUCUUAAUACAUACUACCAAAUGAUCAAAGAUUUAAUUGGAACGCCGCCAGCACCCGCGUUAGUGGCUGAUAGUUUGACUGCGACAUCUCUAUCAUUAGUUUGGGAAGCUCCGAAUCUUGGAAAUCUCACCUAUCUUGUUCAAUGGAGAUACGAAGAGCUUCCAGGGAGUUGGCAGUACUAUUCGAACUCUAGCAAUGUCAACAGAUCUAUUAUACACGUUGAGAACUUGCGACCUUAUACGAAAUAUCGGUUCCGCGUCGCAAUAUUCUUAUCUGGACGGAAUGGGGCCGGCGAGCCGGUGUAUUCAGCGCCAUCUGUGGUUAUACUAACAUCAGACAGUGGAAAACCGAGUUCCGCUCCUGCUGCGCUUAGGGCAGCUGCACCAGAUCCGAGUAGAGUUGCCAUAUCUUGGGAGCCAGGGCCUUUCCCUAAUGGCCAGAUUAUAUCGUACGUUCUACGAUUAGCUGAUACACAGCCAAACACAAUUGAUGUACUAGAGGAUAUGCCAGCAUCAAACAAUACCCUCUUCUACAUGUUCCAAAAUUUAGCACCCGCCCGUGAGUAUAAUGUUUCUGUGGCGAUGCGCAACGCGAUAGGAGAGGGACCAAUGGCAUAUGUCCUUGUAUCUACACCUUCCCUUCCAACAUCGGUACCAUCUCAACAACCUAUCCUAAUUUUGGGAGGGGAACAUAAUGUUCUGGCGGCGUCUGCUAACGAUAUGUUAUCGGAUCCUGUAAUCGAGCUCUUUAGUACCGACAAUUUUAUUACAGGCGUGGGAUUGGACAUAUCAAGCGAUACUUUAUUCGUAUCUGUGUCCGAUGGCUACAUAUAUAAAAGUUCUUUGUCAAAAAAGAGUCAGCCGGAAGCAAUUUUAACACCAAAAACAAUAGACUACAAGCCCUUAGAUCUCUCAGUUGACUGGUUGAAUCAACAUCUAUAUAUUCUUGGCGAGGUUUAUUAUAACCGAGAAUCCAGUGGCACAAAUGCAAGUUUAUAUCCUAGUUGGGAAAUUUUACGGUGUGACUUUGAUGGCAAAAAUGGAAUGGUUGCAAGAUCAGGUUUUAAUUCACGUCCUAUUCAUUUCGAAGUCGACGCUUACAACGGUUAUCUAUUUUGGGCACUACGCGGUAUUGAGCGUGGGGGUUUGUACCGGAUCGAUCUGGCUAAUAUUUCUAACGGAAUACGACACGAUUCGCGCCCCGAGCAGAUAGUGCAUGAUGCUAAUCUUGGAGCCUUUACUGUGGACCACGCAGAUUUUAGAUUACUUGUUACUCACAUACGCCGUAACACUGUGCUGGCUGUUUCGUUGGAUGGACGCGAAGUAUCCGAUUUUCGUAGUAACACGCAAAGACCAAUGUUUUUCUCACCGCGGUCUAUCGCGUAUGCCAAUGGCCUGUUCUAUUGGACAAAUGGCAAUGAAAUGCUUAUGGAGGAAUACCAUCCAAAGAGAGACAGCUACUUCCACAACGAGUAUCCUGUAACGUAUAACAUCAAGACGAUUGCGACUAGAGAAGUCUUGGUAGCUUUACGUAGUUGUCAGCCUAUCCCAGUACCAGUUAAUCCUCCUUUGGCGGUUCAGGGUGUUAUGGGGAUUAAUCGCGCGAAGGUAUCGUGGUCCGCACCACAUUUGUUGGGACAUCAAGGUACUGGUGCUUGGCAGCAGUGGACGUUUCAUUUGCAAUUAACUCAUAUUGAGACUGGCGAAACGAUAGAUUUAAAAAAUAUUCAUGAUACAACUAGCAUAGUUGAUAAUAUAGAACAAGAUACUGAGUACGUUAUAAAGGUCGCAGCAGUCACCCAAUCUGGGUCAGGUCCAUGGUCAUCAGAAUUUGUGGGUAAAACCUUGAAAUCAUCACCUACCACAUUGCAAAGUACACUGUUAUGGUCUGGCCCCGAUGGUUUAUUGCAGACGGACUUAACUGGGGACAAAUUAAAAACCUUAAUUGAUCGGAAAAUUCUGGACCUCGAGCACCUUUAUAUAACGGAUAUAUCUUGGUACCGAGAUAAACUUUAUUUAGUAACAAACGCAUCCAAAGUAAUGUGGUAUAACACUACGACACAUACAAGAGGUUUUAUGCCAAAUAUGGAAAACGUAGGUAGCUUAGCUGUGGACUGGGUAGGCAAGAAGAUUUAUUGGUCCAACCCAAAACAACAGUUGAUAACUCGUGGUAAUUUUGAUGGAAGUAAUAGAGAGCCUGUACCAAUAGUGACAGUCGCUAAAGAAUUGACUAUCGACUCACUAGGAGCUUAUAUUUAUUGGAAUACGGGUCACGCUGUAGAGGCGGCUAGGUUAAAUGGAGAAAAUAAAUUAAUUUACUACCCAGCUCAGCUAUUCAGUGGAAAACAAGUUAUGGGACUUACUGCAGAUCUAGAAAAUAAAUGGCUUUAUUGGCUAGUAAGAAGUUAUGAUGGAUCUGAACUUCACAGAGCCCCAACAGCUGACAAACUUUCACUCGGAAGUAAUGAGGUCUCUGGUACAUUAGUAAGUCGUUUAUCGGGCACGGCAACCCUAGGUCCGCUUUGUUACUUCAGCGAGAGACUAAUUUGGGUACAAGAUGCAUCCCGAGCAGUUGUGUCGGACCUUGCGGGGAGGUAUACGGCAGAACUCAUACCACGGGUACACGUGAUCACUGUAAGAGAUUCUACCUUACAUGCUCAUAGUGAAUCCAUAAUUGCGAUACCCGAAACUAUAAAUGGAUCAUCAAUAAUCGUAAAAGGAACCUGGGAUAAAUUUAAUGUCACGUGGCUUCCUGCUGUGAGAGUCAAUGUAAACAACAGCAGGGUCUACUACGAUGUCAGCUUACAGUUCCCGAAGAAUUACAAAAUUGAGAAAACUGUAGAGACACAUUGGUUGGAAGUAAAUGAGCGUACAAUAGAUCCUUAUAGUGCAGCUGAGGUAACGGUACGUGCGUACACGCAAUGGGGUGGAGGUGCUGCAGCUCGUGCACGUCUACGGACUCCUCAGGCUCCGCCUUCCGCACCGCACGCUCCUGCCUUAUACAUUCACAAGCAUAGUGAUGACACAAUGCGAGCGAUUUUUCGUUGGGGUGCGCCUCGACUCAGCAAUGGCAUAGUGCGGGGUUAUGAAGUGCAAUGCUGGGCGGUACCCCGGUCACCACCCGCGCGUCCUUCUGCCUGCGCACCCGCACGACUUGCGCCUCAUCAUACUCAACUUGUUCUCACUCAUUUGCAACACAACACGACAUACUUCUUUCAGGUCCGGGCCUUUACUGAUGCUGGCUACGGUCAAUUUAGUGAAAUCGUAUCAGCUUUUUCAGAAGAAAUAAAUCCCAUACCGAAAGUAAUGAUAUCGUCUCAAGAAUCCAUCAAAAUCGUUGAUUUAGGCACCGGAGAAACUGAAAUAAUACCGAAGAGUACAGGCAUACCCUUAGACUUUGCUGUUGAUCUUGAAGAAAACGUUGCUUAUUGGGAAAAUGAUCUUGAAGAGAUUUUCUCAUCUCGAAUUAAUGGAAGUGGACAUUAUAAAUUAACAUCUAUCAAUGGUACGGCGACUAGUAUAUGUGUUGACUGGGUCAGUCGAUCUGUGUAUUGGUCGCAAUUGGAAAGGGCCUCUGUGGAAUCGUAUGUGAUCUACCGGGCGAAUCUGGGCUCACCCAAUACACGACCACAUAUCACUAGAGUUCUUGCAAGGCAUCAGCGGAUACACAGCUUACAAAUUAUCCCUUUAAUGCGAUCAUUAUACUGGUACGAAGAGAGUAACCACACUGGAUUCGGAACACUUAUGACUGCCAAAGUAGACGGAACCAAUAUCAAAUCUUUUUUCAAUAAUUCAGAAGAUAGUUCAGAGUUAGAUUAUAGAGACGAUUGCAACUGUCCCGAGAACCCACAAAUAGCGAAACCAUUUGUUAUAGACUUGACAAAUGAUAUAGAGGUUUUCUUCAUCGAUCCUUGGUUGUAUAGAGUAAUCGCGACCGAUGUUACUGGAUGCCACUGCAGAGUAGUAUUUGAUGCGACAGAGAAAAAGAAAAACGGCUUCAUUCCGAUGUCUAUAACCGUCGAUAGUAAAUACGUCUAUUGGUACAACUCGACAGAUAGAUCAAUAUUUUACACAAACAAACUGAAAAAAAGCAAAAUCGAAUACGUGAAAUCGACGUUUGGUUAUAAAAUAAUGGCGUUGGAUGUAUCAAAUCAGCCUUAUCCACCUAGACACUGUUUAUUCCCCAAUGCUAAGAAACUAACACCACGAGUACUAUCAAACUCGGCAAAUAGCAUAAGGAUGCAAAUGCCGGAAAUACAUAAACCGGAAAACUGCAGCAAUUUGGAAUAUGAGAUGACGGCUACGGAAUAUACAGUGCUCUACCGGCUACACGCUAACGAUACGACGCCGUGCGAUCGAGAAACUUGUUUCUAUUUGACGACGACUAGCACUGAAGUAACUCUAAAUGAGCUUAAACCAUUUACAAAUUAUACAGUGAAGAUCGAAGUGAGCAAUUAUUACGCUAAAUUGCAUGAGAUAAAGCCCAUAAUUGGUCCCAUGUGCUUGCUGCAGACCGCUGCUGAAGCUCCAACAGCACCCAAAAAUGUAACUGGCAUAGUGCUGAGUCCGGUUUUGGCCCGGGUCGAGUGGACACCAGAGCCUGGAUUAUGGUACGAACUUCAUUGGCGAACCGAUGAUUCGCCUUCUCUACCACAUCGUAAAGAGCAUAAUACGUUUGAAGUGUCAGAGGGCGGAACUGCAAUAAUGACACCAUUGUCUCCCAGUACCCUAUACACGGUUUGGGUACGCGCCCGAUCCCGAUAUUCAACUGUAUCGGCGGAUUCGUUACCGCUACGUCUUCGGACCUAUCCACCACCCGCACCAUUGACUCUAAGAAAUGCUACAGCUUACACCCUUGUCGUUAUUUGGCCUCCACCAACUAGCUAUACUUUGCACCAGUAUGUGGUUGAAUACAGCGAAACAGGUGGCACGACUGACUUAUGGCUACCUUGUGAAAUGAGCGGUAAUGCUGAGUGGUCAGCUACAGAUCUGCGUCCGAAAACUAGAUAUCGAUUCCGACUUCGGCUCCAAUAUGUCAAUAAUACCUCGCCAUAUUUUUGGCCAAGAGAUGACAGCUUUGCAUUCGAAACUUUAGGAGAUGUCCCUGGUCCACCGGGGCCUUUACGUGUAGAAGCAGUUGGAGAAAAAAUAGUCAGAGCGUGGUGGGUCGAGCCAGAUCCACGGGGUGACCCUGUCACGUUCUAUAGAGUUUGGGGCACUCCAAGAAACAGAAUCGAGCAUAUAGACGAUAAUUCGACCAGAAAUAUAAGUGAGCUAACGCGCGCUGAUUUACCUACCGAUGUCGAUGAUGAUAUGAAAAUUCGAAUCAUACGCGAAGGAUUGGAAUUACUAUAUAACGGCAGCGUGAGCUACUGGCUUAUCGCCUCAGACGAUAUUGGCGCGGGUUAUGUCGCGCGAGUUCAAGCACGCAAUUCGUAUGGCUGGGGUGCACUCUCGCCCGCUAGUGAACUUCUUGCAGCUCCUCUGGUACACGCUGCACGGCCACACCCAGCGGCUUUAGCGUUAGCUGUUAUCACGCUAACCGGUAUCGUCUUAGCUGCAGCCCUAGCGUUGUUCUUCACCUACAAUAACCGGAGUAAGAAAAAAGCGGCUUUGGAGUCUCAAGUAACAUCGCCUGUGAUACGGAGAGGACCUGAUGUAGAACUUGCAACUUUAAGACAGCUGCCUAUCAGACACUCCACUAAUAUUCUCUAUAACCAGGGUAUGUAUUGUCCUUCGGACGCAGAACUAGCUGCAUUGCCUCAUAUUCGUCGUGAGCAAAUCACACUUACAAAGUUCUUGGGCUCGGGGGCGUUUGGCGAAGUAUUUGAAGGACUUGCAAGACACAUCGACACCAAUAAUCCUAACACUAAAGUCGCUGUUAAGACUCUCCGAAAAGGCGCGACCGAACAAGAAAAGACGGAAUUCUUAAAAGAAGCUGCUCUUAUGUCUAACUUCAAACACGAACACAUACUACGGCUGCUGGGCGUCUGUUUAGAUAAUGACCCCAAUUAUAUUAUCAUGGAAUUAAUGGAGGGGGGAGAUCUUCUUAGCUAUCUUAGGGCUAAGCGAUCCUCACUGGGUACGCCUGAGUCGCUUACAUUGCUAGAUCUACUGAACAUGUGCGUAGAUGUAACAAAAGGGUGUCGCUACCUGGAGGAGAUGCAUUUUGUCCAUAGAGACUUGGCCUGCCGUAAUUGCCUGGUCGCUGUGCGUGAUGGUCGCCGGAUAGUCAAAAUAGGAGACUUUGGCCUGGCAAGGGAUAUCUAUAAGAACGAUUAUUACAGGAAAGAAGGAGAAGGCUUACUACCAGUGCGAUGGAUGGCCGUAGAAUGCCUUGUUGACGGCGUCUUCUCAUGCCAAUCAGACGUGUGGGCGUGGGGUGUUCUUUGCUGGGAGGUACUGUCCCUCGGGCAGCAACCCUAUCCUGGGCGCACGAACCGACAAGUAUUGGGGUACGUGCGAGCGGGGGGCACACCCGAUCGACCGCCUAACUGCCCGCCAGCAUUGUACGAGUUACUACAGAAAUGUUGGAGUUACGCAGCGGAGGCGAGGCCGUCGUUCCGGCAAUGUCUGCGAAUAGUAACGACCCUGCGGGAUGCGACGCCACCAGAUCCCCUACCCGUAUCCCCACCAGAAACGAAUCACCAUUAUCUCACAUUGCUUGGAGACGAUGCAGUCGACAACCGUACCUACCUGUUCGACGAGAAUGACAACGCCUUCUUGGAUGAAGAUCUACCAGAACAGCAAAUGGAGCCAUCUCAUUUGCUUCCGCAGCGUGCUCCCAAGUACCUAGAGCUGAUGUACGAUAGCGACUCGCCGUCGGGGACCAUUUGCGAUGGCUACGAGGUGCCCAGAUCGCCGCUCUCGUACGCUCCCUUUUCCAGGCAUAGUAUAGUAGGUGUCGCGCCCAAUAGACUAAUAAAGCCUCCUUUAUAUAGAACUCACUCGUUGAGAACUAACAUGAGGCCCGUCAAUGCGACAAUCAUUCCUCUCAGAAACGGCCUAGUCAAACGAGCGUCACUCUGCGACGGAGUUCAAAGUACAUUCCUUAGAGAGCCGACGCCUAGCUCGUCCCGCUCCCGCCAAGACUUCGACAAACAUAUAAAGACUCCAUUCUAA